AUGGGCAAGAUCAAUCCUAUAAUACGGCUGGAGAUAGAACUUCAGAUGCUGAAGAAGCAAGCCUUCACUGUGGAGCCCAGCAACUUCCUCGCCAAAGGAGAGCUGGAUACGCUGAGGUUAAAGGUUGAGGAACUGGAAACUGAGCGAAGGAGGUUAGAAGAGGAGAACCGAUCCCUGGAAGCAAAACUGGAACAAAUCACGCUUCAGGGUUAUCCCGAUCCCAGCCGAACCAAAAUACUCCAUUUCUCCAUGAACCCAGCCAGCCUGGCCAAGCAGCAGCGCCAAGAGCAAAUGGGGCACCUGCAGGAGGAAUGCCAACGUCUCCGCGAGAGGAUCCGAAUCUUAGAAGGUGGAGAUGGGGGAGGAACCAGCAGCACCAGCACCAGCAUCCCCCCAGGGAAACGGGAGGACGGCGCAAGUCUCCUGUCCCACCCCGAGAUGGCUGAAUUAAAGAAGCAACUGGAAAGUGCGGAGUUGAAAAACCAGCGUUUAAGGGAGAUCUUCGGAACCAAGAUUCAAGAGUUUCGCAAAGUGUGUUACAAACUGACCGGCUACCAUAUUGAUAUUACGAUUGAGAACCAGUACCGCCUCACCUCCAUCUACGCCGAGCACCGAGAAGACUGCUUGAUCUUCAAGGUUGCCGACCCCUGUCCUACAAAUAUAGACAUAACAUUUCUGAGAAGAUGGACAAGUGUGAACAUCAACAGAAGGUUCUUUGGGAUCUUGGUGGACUUGCUCAACUGA
This is a messenger RNA of Thamnophis elegans (Western terrestrial garter snake), 744 nucleotides long. Its product is annotated as mitotic spindle assembly checkpoint protein MAD1-like. The transcript is spliced from 6 exons. Gene Ontology annotation, biological process: attachment of mitotic spindle microtubules to kinetochore; mitotic spindle assembly checkpoint signaling. The coding region runs from base 1 to 744 and encodes 247 amino acids. The record is from RefSeq and is a predicted model, not a curated record. Gene Ontology annotation, cellular component: kinetochore; nuclear envelope; mitotic spindle. NCBI's taxonomy places the organism in Eukaryota, Metazoa, Chordata, Lepidosauria, Squamata, Natricidae.